AUGACGGAGAAACGGAUGUCGCGGUGGUAUUUCGGUGGGCUGGCGUCCUGCGGAGCAGCAUGCUGCACACAUCCUCUGGAUCUACUCAAGGUACACCUGCAGACACAGCAGGAGGUGAAAAAGAGGAUGAUGGGGAUGGCCGUUCAUGUGGUGAAGAAUGAUGGUGUGCUGGCUCUUUACAAUGGCCUCUCUGCCUCCCUUUGUAGACAGAUGUCCUAUUCUCUCACCAGAUUUGCCAUCUAUGAGACAGUAAGGGACAUGAUGGGGAGCACAAGCCAGGGCCCCAUGCCCUUUUACCAGAAGGUCCUGCUGGGAGCAUUUGGAGGUUUUACUGGUGGGUUUGUUGGCACGCCGGCAGACAUGGUGAAUGUCAGGAUGCAGAAUGACAUGAAACUACCUCCAGAACUGAGGAGAAACUACAAACAUGCCAUCGAUGGGCUCUUCAGAGUCUUUAGAGAAGAGGGUGUAAGGAGACUGUUCUCAGGAGCCACCAUGGCUUCCAGCAGAGGAGCAAUGGUCACUGUGGGACAGUUGGCGUGUUAUGACCAGGCCAAGCAGCUCGUGCUGGGAACAGGCAUCAUGGGAGAUAACAUACUCACGCACUUUCUUUCCAGCUUCAUUGCUGGAGGCUGUGCUACAUUACUGUGCCAACCUCUGGAUGUACUAAAGACCAGGCUGAUGAGCUCAAAAGGAGAGUACACAGGGGUGACACAUUGCUUACGAGAAACUGCCAAGCUUGGUCCGCUGGCAUUUUACAAGGGUCUGGUCCCUGCAGGGAUCCGCUUGAUUCCUCACACAGUGCUCACUUUCAUCUUCUUAGAGCAGCUCAAGAAAAACUUUGGCAUCCGCAUCAUCUCCUGAGCACACUGUGUGACCAGCCGCUCUUCAAGGGACCCCCCCCAACACAGCCACACCACACCCUUGCAUCACUCUACUCCUGGCAUUUACAAGAAAAGAAGGAGAGAAAUGGACUCCUCUAGGUUAUUUUGGGCUGCUGUAUGUUUUCCUUUCACUUUUGCUCUACCUCCAUCUCACAGCUAGCUAGACUUUGAAUUAUCAUGAGCUGACUUGUAGAAGGGACAAAUACUAGAACUAACGGACAGUAUCUUCUAUCAGCAUGGAUUAAUCAAUAUGAUGGUGCUACAAAUGGGAUUAUUAGAAUGACAGAGAGAAGAAUAAAAUAAUCUUUGGCAGAUGUUUAAUGUAGUUUGUGGAAUUUCUGGCGGUGUUAGUUACGUGAAAGAAUGAGACGUACAGAGAUUGAGUGUUCAUUUUGAGAAAAGGAGCAAUUCAUCUGCUCACAAACAGAUAAAAUGUUGACUUUACCUAAUUCCAGAUCAGAGCUUGUAAUUUAUCUUUUACUUUCAGCAGUACUUAAGCCCGAUUUUGGCCUAAAAAGAUGUUUCCUGCAAGAUUAGGACAUGACAAAGUUUAAGAUCAGAAUCCCAAAUUACCACCGUCUACUAGCCAAAUGCUGGUAAAAUAUACAAGUGGCUGUUAGAUUUGCUUCACUCCCCACCCAAAAAAAAAAAGAUUAUUUAUUGAGUGGCUGGUAAAAUUUGAACAUUCACUAGCCAUUUGGCUAAUGGACAACACAAGUUAAAUUUAGACCCUGUUUAUUAUAUAGCAGAAGUACAAAAUGCAAACAAACAGUGUAACCUUGUCAUCAGUCGCAUCUUUCCAAUCUCUAUUUCACAGAAGCCGUAACUAAAACAGGACUUAACAAAACUAAUUAUUUAUACUUAAUUACACAUACUGUAGUAAUCAUUCCCAACAGUGGUGACCAAGUGUAAUGCACCCUGGAUUUAACAGUUAAUUUCGUUUGCUUUUUCUUAACUAAAUUAAUGUUUUAUAACUGGAAAUCAACUACUAGUAGGUUAAAAUGUUGCUAACUUUGACCUGAGUCUCCUUUCCUUCAUUCCUCUGUCACCGUUUCACUCUCAAAUCUUUAAAGAAGAGGACCAAGUUUGUUUCGUGUUUUUAAGUAAGGAAGGAGUUUGUAGGGAAACUAGGAAACCGAGAGAGCAGACUUCCUGAUGAAGACACUCUUGGCAGUGACUCUUUUUAGUUACACAUUUCCAGUGAAAUUCUGUAUUACCACUUGAUCUCUUAAAAGUUCUUACUGUUUGAAUAGAGCUGCAUGUAGAGGACUGCUGUAUUAUACAAGUGUACAUGUAGCAUUUCCAUCCGUAAUGUUGCUGUUUCAUUUAGCUGAAUGCAUGUCAGACUUUAUGACUCAGGAUGCUACUCUGUUUAACAAGGCACUUUAUUAAAAUCCCUGGACUCAUACUGAUGAACCUGCUGCGUAAAAACACAUGCUGCAGAAUAUAACAUGUUCUACAAGCAAAAUGGUUCCAAUUGGGGCCAAUCUGUAAUGUUUUGUGACACUUGCCAGGUAUUGUCUACUGAUUUGUUUGGUCUUGAUUCAGUGAAAUAAUGCAUUCUCUGUUCUGUGCCUGCUCUGUUGACAGACCUCGUCAAAUCAUGUUGCCUUACAGUGUGUAUCCUCCAGGAGGCAGUAUAGUAAUGUGUGAAUGAAAUCUAUUCCAACAACUUGAACAACCCUCUCUUGGGCAUCCUGUGUUGCCCUGCACUUUCAUUCAAGGAUGCAUA
Etheostoma spectabile (orangethroat darter) is the source of this 2613-nucleotide messenger RNA. It is a transcript of the gene slc25a10b, whose product is annotated as solute carrier family 25 member 10b. The transcript has 11 exons. NCBI's taxonomy places the organism in Eukaryota, Metazoa, Chordata, Actinopteri, Perciformes, Percidae. The record is from RefSeq and is a predicted model, not a curated record. Gene Ontology annotation, biological process: transmembrane transport. Bases 1 to 861 code for a protein of 286 amino acids.